Cercocebus atys (sooty mangabey) is the source of this 6017-nucleotide messenger RNA. RefSeq names its product TBC1 domain family, member 12 (gene TBC1D12). The transcript has 13 exons. NCBI's taxonomy places the organism in Eukaryota, Metazoa, Chordata, Mammalia, Primates, Cercopithecidae. Bases 1800 to 3170 code for a protein of 456 amino acids. The record is from RefSeq and is a predicted model, not a curated record.
UUCCUGCCUGGAUGGCAGAAUGAGACUGUCUCCAAAGAAAGAUAAAAUUGCUUGCAGUUGAUUCAGAUUGUCAACUAGGUUUUAGUGAAUUGCUUAAUCCUAGGUGGCAUCUUCAAAUUACAGGAUGGUAUGGUGUUUAAAAAUGCUGGUUCUAGAGUUAGGCUGCUUGGGUUUGAAUUAGCUUACUAGUUCUUUAAUUCUGGACUUCUCUGGACCUUAGGCAACUCAUCCAUAAAAUGGGGAUUAUAAUAAUGCCUAAUUCAUGGGAUUGCCAUGAGGGUCAAAUAAUAGUCUACAUUCUUUGUUUUUGCUAUGUGGCAUAUAGUGAAGAUUCAAAUGUUAUUAUUCAGACUAUAGCAAGACUACUAUAACCCCUUCCUCAACUUCACCGCUGAAAUCCACGAUUUGAAGAAAGAAAGAUACUGGAUGAAUUUUUGUGUACUGUCUGGGAAACGUUACACAAUUUGUGCAGUAGAAGAUUUUUAAACAUAAUUUGUACAUGGGAUUGGAUGGAUGUUAAAGUAGAUUCUGGUGUAGUGAUAUAACAUUUCCCAAAGUCUUGAAGCUUUAACUAAAAAGCAAAUCUGAGAAGGAACCGAAAGGAAGGAAUGCUGAGAAGGAUUAAAAUAUUUGUAUCUUUUAUUGUCUUAAGGAACUUUUAUAGACAGGCAAAGCUAAUUUUUUAGUUUAAGUUCAUGAAAUGUUUAACUUGGCUUACUCAUGCAUUUCAUACUUAGUAUGUUGUGGUAGGAAGGUUUUGGGAAAGAGUGGAAACAUUUGGAGAUUUUGAGAUGAUACAUCUGUUAUCCAUCUCUAAAUGUAUGCAGAAAGGCAAAGUGUGUCCUUUUUGAGGCUGCUUUUUUCUCCCUAGGAACUCUGUUAGCUACACUGUGCGUUAUCUUCAGGUAGUUAUGGCUGAUAGUUGCUUGGACCCUACUACAGUGAUUCUUAAAUUUAGUGUUUAAAAUUACUUGCAAGGGGGAGGGUUGUUAAGAAUGCAGAUUCCUUGAGACCCAAGUAGAUCUUGGGUGGGGUCCACCAGGAAUCCAACUUUUUAAAAGGGCCCGCAUGUGAUUCUGAUGCAGGUGAUUCCCCGACUGUAACCACGGAAAUACUGGGCUGGUUAAUAGGCAGGUCUCCUCAGGUAGUGACUGAAAGUACAAUACACCGUUAUAGUUCACAUUGCUUUACUGAUUUAAAACUGGGUCAUAUUCAGGUACUAGGUAAUCGAUGAGUAUAAACAGAGGUGUAUAAUAGAGAACAGAUUCAAAAUACAAAUCUGGAAGUACUUUCCUAACCUUUACUUUGUUGAUUAAUUAUUUCGGCCAAAUUCAAUCUUGGCUUCCUUUUUAUUAAUGGGAAAAAUCUUUUAUUUUCAUUUUAUGCUGUUUAGAUAGCCAUGCUUGCCUGUUUGUGAAAAGCUUUAACUUGUAAGAUUUUCCUCAGGUCUGCUCAGUUUGUUGGCAUACCUUUACCUCUCUCAUAGCCUGUGAAAAAAGUGUUAAUUUUCCUUCCUUCUGCUGCUAGUUGUAAUUAUUUUCUGUGCCUUUAAGAAGAAAUGCUGCACACUGCACAUAGUUUUCUCCCCUCUAGCAUUUGCUGCCUCAGCCUUUCUUAUGCUUCUUAUUUCUGUGGCCGAAAUAAGAAAGAGAGGGAAACCCAUGUGACUGUCUGGGUUUUCAGCGUGCUCUUUCCUGCAAUUAAGAGAAGUUUACCUUAGGAAAUCAAGCUACAAGUCAUGCUCCUUACUUAGAGCUAGUUUGAGAGUGAACUUGAUAAGGUGUUUAACUCAUCUUUGAAUGUGGCUUUUCAGAAACCUUUUUCCAAAAAGGACAAAGGAACUCAAAUCAGUUGUCCAUAGUGCUCCUGGUUGGAAAUUAUUUGGUAAAGUCCCUCCUAGAGAGAAUCUUCAGAAAACAUCCAGAAUCAUUCAGCAGGAAUAUGAAGCACGAACGGGGAGAACUUGUAAACCACCACCUCAGUCUUCAAGACGCAAGAAUUUUGAAUUUGAGCCACUUUCUACCACUGCCCUGAUUCUUGAGGAUCGCCCAUCAAAUCUUCCUGCCAAAUCUGUGGAAGAAGCUUUACGUCACCGACAAGAAUAUGAUGAGAUGGUGGCUGAGGCUAAAAAACGAGAAAUUAAGGAAGCGCAUAAAAGAAAAAGAAUAAUGAAAGAACGAUUUAAGCAGGAAGAAAAUAUUGCAAGUGCAAUGGUAAUUUGGAUUAAUGAAAUACUGCCCAAUUGGGAAGUAAUGCGUAGUACAAGAAGAGUUCGAGAAUUGUGGUGGCAGGGAUUGCCCCCUAGUGUCCGUGGGAAAGUUUGGAGUCUAGCUGUAGGAAAUGAACUAAAUAUCACUCCUGAACUUUAUGAAAUCUUCCUCUCAAGAGCAAAAGAACGGUGGAAAAGUUUCAGCGAAACAAGUUCAGAGAAUGAUACAGAAGGUGUAUCUGUUGCUGAUCGAGAGGCCAGUCUGGAAUUAAUUAAGUUGGACAUAUCCCGUACAUUUCCAUCUCUCUACAUCUUUCAGAAGGGUGGCCCAUAUCAUGAUGUCUUACAUAGUAUUUUAGGGGCAUACACGUGCUACAGACCUGAUGUUGGUUAUGUCCAAGGGAUGUCCUUCAUUGCAGCUGUGCUCAUUCUCAAUUUGGAAGAGGCAGAUGCCUUUAUUGCAUUUGCCAAUCUCCUGAAUAAGCCAUGCCAGUUGGCCUUUUUUCGUGUGGAUCACAGCAUGAUGUUGAAAUAUUUUGCAACAUUUGAAGUAUUCUUUGAAGAAAAUCUCUCCAAAUUAUUUCUUCACUUCAAAUCUUAUAGUCUUACACCAGAUAUAUACUUGAUAGACUGGAUCUUCACACUAUAUAGCAAAUCACUACCACUUGAUCUGGCCUGUCGAGUCUGGGAUGUAUUUUGCAGAGAUGGGGAAGAAUUUUUAUUUAGGACUGGAUUAGGAAUCCUCCGAUUAUAUGAAGAUAUUCUCCUGCAGAUGGACUUUAUUCAUAUAGCGCAGUUUCUAACUAAAUUGCCAGAAGAUAUCACAUCGGAAAAGCUAUUCAGUUGUAUUGCAGCCAUUCAGAUGCAGAAUAGCACCAAAAAAUGGACUCAGGUCUUUGCAUCUGUAAUGAAGGAUAUUAAAGAAGGAGACAAGAACAGUAGUCCUGCUUUGAAAAGCUAGUCUUCAAAAUUGACAGACUAAUUGACAUCUAAAAUGUGGUUUUUGGAUAAAGGGUUUUGUUUCCUAUGUAAAAGGCGUGGAAGAAAAUGUUGGAGAUAUCUAAAAGAAUCAAGAGGUGGAAGACUGCUGAUUUUACAUUUUAUAGCUGAAGUAAAUGAAAUGAAUAACUUAUUGUCAGUAUUAAACUAUUAUUUUGUAGGUAGAGUCAUUUUUCAAAGGAAAAAGUUUAAAUGGUGAGUUUAUACUCCACAAUUUGGAGUAAACAGUUUAAUGCAAUAAAUUUUUAAAAUAGCUUUGGAGAUACUUCAGAUUUUUACAUCUUUUCUUUUGUAACAGUUACCACAAAGAUACUCUGGAGGCUAGAGUAGGAUUGUUAAAUACUAUUGUUAACCUCCAAAGUACUAUAGUACAGACAUUGUUUCCAGUUCUGACCUUUUGAAGAUAUUAUAGACCAGUAAUAAACAAAUUUGAUUGUAAAUUAAUUUAAGUCACUGAAGAUGUCAUUUAUCUUCAUUCACAAGUUGAGGCAAAUUUGAGUUACCCAGGAAAUGGAAAUGUUGGUGGGAGAUUGUUUAUUGUUUGUUUAGAUGUUUUUCCACAGUAUCGUGUCCAUUUGUUUUUUAAGGGAAAUUUGUUGUCUUCCUUAAGGAAUUCCUAUCACUCAGAGAAUUUUAGCCGUUCUGGUUCUAGUGUAACAAAUUAUUCAUCUAAUAAUUUGACAUUAAGAAAACUAUAAAUAACUGGUAGAAGGAAAGUUCUUUGCACUUUAGUGGAUUGAAGACUUGACUUUGAGAGUAAGUCCAAAAAUAUAUAUGAUGUUUCUCAGUGAUAAGAGUAAAAAGUAGUGAAUCCUCAGAGUUUUUAAAUAGCAUGCUACUUGGCAAGACUUCAUAUUUUUUAGUUACAAUUCUUCCACUGCCCAUAGAAACAAAAUUUGUUAACUCCAGUUUGAAAUUUGAAAUCUAAUAUGUAGCUAAAUCUGUGACUUGUAAAACUCUAUGCAUAACUUUUCUUAAUCAGUGGAAAUAAGAAUAAAAGAAAAAGGUAAAGUUAAUUUUUUUUUCUAAGUCUACAUCCUAGCCCUUGAUUCAAUUGCCUGAAGAAGCUGUGUGAGAUUAGUCUGGUUAUUGGUUCCUUUAUCUGUCAGUGCCAUCUUAAUCUCUUCACAUGUUACACUAAAUGCUGCCUAUAACCCAUCCUCAUCUUCUUUACUCAUCAUUGCUUUCUUCAAGGAAGGUCUUGAUACUGCCUCGUCUACCUCAUUAUCUGCUAGUCUAGAUAGUGACUCUUUGGAAGAUUGGUAGCCCUGAAUGAGUUAUCCAACUUCCGCUUCCUCACAUUGGCCACUUUGCAUAGGUUUGGGAACUUAGCACGUGCUAAAUCCUCAUGCCCAUAGAGGCGAAAUACUUUGAGGAAUGGGAGCGUCUCUUCACUGUGUUCUUGAAUCAGCCUUCUCUCAUCCGCCAAGAAAUGCAUGGAUUUCCCUGCCAACUCUAGGAAGUAGUGCUGCAUGAUUGAAUCAUUCUUUGAUGAAUUCUUUCAUUGUAACAUAGGGAGUCAUUUCCAAAAAGGUAGAUAUGAGCUUAAAGUACAUUGACUUAUGAAUGCUUUGCCUGUGGGCCCAACAGUGUCAUGACCCUCCAAUUGGAACAUAGCAUGAAUUAUUUUUAUGUCGAGUUCUUGAACUGCUAAUCAGGUGUAUGUUUCCUUGAAGUCCAGAGCAGGAUCCAGGUCAGAUGAAGGAGGUGGUAUGCCUGGCUUAACUGCUGAAAAAAGAACAUUGAAACUUUUCACAAUGUGCAGCAUUGGGUUUCUGCUUGGCUUUCUCACUGAAUAGUAAAUUGGGGAAAAUGCUGCUUUUACUAUUUUGUGUUUUAUAGCAACAUUAAUAGCAUUUUCUCAGUCAGGUGCUGUCCAGGAACAUUUCCUUUGGAAGGUCUGAACAGAAUGAUCUGGCUUGAUGUAUUUCUUGAGCUCUAGUACCAUAUCAUAGAAUAGGUUAAAUGUAGCCAACAACAAUGUCAGGACAAUUGACAUUGUCCUUACAAGAGUGAAUGCAUUGUCUUUUGGAACUGCUACUAGAGCCAUACAUGAGGCAGCGAACGCAUCUUUAGGUGGUGGCAAGGCUAUAUCUGAUUGACAGAGAUCUCUGAUCUCUAAUGACAUAUUGCUAUUGUCCUAUUAUGUUUAAAUUUGAAUCUAAAUCACUUGAGUGUUAUGAGUGAUGGCUAUAUAACGUGCCAUUUAGUUAGAUUUACAGUGUUUUUUUUGUUGCAGUUUAGUUUGAAACAGCACUUAAGCACACUGUUUCUGUUAGUGCUAUAUAGUUUUCAAACUAACAAGCCUGGGAUCCUUGUUAGUGUAGUGACUGCCUCUUUAGGAGUAUGGGACCCUAGGGUGCCCAUAUAUUUUUACUCCAUGGGUCAUUCUAGUCUACAGACUACUAGUAGAACCCUCAAAAGGUAACUGCUAUUAUAGGGACUUACUUAUUGGAAACUGGUAAUACAAUAAAAUAUUGAAGGAGGGGCCAUGGUCUUAGUAGGUUUUAGGAUGACCUUUUAACUCCAGUAACUACUUCCUUGGUAUUGGUAUCCCUGAUAGAGGGAAUAUAACCUCUGGCAAUAAUCUCAUUCAGUUUAUACUACCUGACUAAAUUUAAUCAUACUUUUAUGUAUUUGUUUCCUCAGUUGGACCUAAGUUACUAUAUUUCUUUUUCUUAUUUUUUUAAUUAUUGUACAGUUUCUUUACCUUUCAAGUAUAAAUGUGUAUAUAAAAUGUAAAUACAAGGAAUUCACUAAAAACCACUCAUAACAAUUACUGUGUAAAUAAAACUGGUAAGCUGAGUAA